AUGGCCGGAGGCGCCGACUGGACUUCAGGCAUAGCGCACAAAGAGUGGCGUAGGGCGGGCGCCAAGAACCAGGUGGCCAAGUUACAGUUCUACGGGUACCGGCUGUCGCCACGGGAUGACGGCUUCAGCCCCAUUCACGACGCAGCAGACGGGCUUUCGAGCCGACAUCCACUUGCUCUGCGGAGAGCAGGAGCCGAGGCCGGCGAAGAGGAGAGUGCAGCCGUAAAGCGGGCGUCUAAAAAGAACACGGCCCGCCGGCCAUUAGGCGAAGUGCAGCGCGAGGAGCGGGCGGACGAGUCCGCUACUCGGCAGCUCCAGCUCCAGCUCCAGCUGCAGCGCCGGGUAAUUGCGGAGCGCGGCGUCCGCCUCCAGCCGCCGCAGCAUCAGCCGCAGCACGACCUCAAGGAGGGAGGCGGAGGCGGCGGCGACCCGCGGCUGGGACCGCUGUGCGACCUGCCGCCCCCGCAGCCUCCACAUGGCGCGCCCGCCGCCUCUGACGGCGACAAGCCCGCCAAACAGAAGCGCCACCGCACGCGCUUCACGCCGGCGCAGCUCAACGAGCUGGAGCGCUGCUUCUCCAAGACUCACUACCCCGACAUCUUCAUGCGCGAGGAGAUCGCCAUGCGCAUCGGGCUCACCGAGUCCAGGGUGCAGGUACUGUCCAGCUACACGACCAAUCAACCCGUUUUCAACUAG
This is a messenger RNA of Schistocerca piceifrons (Central American locust), 696 nucleotides long. RefSeq names its product retinal homeobox protein Rx2-like. The coding region runs from base 1 to 696 and encodes 231 amino acids. The record is from RefSeq and is a predicted model, not a curated record. Gene Ontology annotation, biological process: neuron differentiation. Lineage: Eukaryota; Metazoa; Arthropoda; Insecta; Orthoptera; Acrididae. The transcript is spliced from 5 exons. Gene Ontology annotation, molecular function: DNA binding.